Oncorhynchus tshawytscha (Chinook salmon) is the source of this 4416-nucleotide messenger RNA. Its product is annotated as cadherin-18-like. Gene Ontology annotation, biological process: multicellular organism development; adherens junction organization; cell-cell junction assembly. Gene Ontology annotation, molecular function: cadherin binding; calcium ion binding. The record is from RefSeq and is a predicted model, not a curated record. NCBI's taxonomy places the organism in Eukaryota, Metazoa, Chordata, Actinopteri, Salmoniformes, Salmonidae. The transcript has 12 exons. Gene Ontology annotation, cellular component: adherens junction; catenin complex; plasma membrane. The coding region runs from base 484 to 2910 and encodes 808 amino acids.
GUCACAUCUGACCACCAUGCGCAUGAUUUAUCAUCACAUAUACAAGAACAUCGGACUCCAAAGUCAACACUGUCUGGCUGCUUUCCUGUCCCUGCCUUGAAUGAGAAUAUUUCCACAGUAUAGCGCUUAAUGAGGAAAGACAGAAUGGUCACCAUAAUCAACUCCAGUUUCUGGUAAAACUACAAAAGUCAUUGUCCGUCCAUUUUCUUCUCUAGACCCUGGCUGUUCCAUGAUGUAAGUGAAGCUUGCCUUGAUUCUCCUCAAUUGACAGUUAGACCAUGAACCUUAGAGACUCUAUCGUUGCACGGACCAGGCCUUCCCCAGUUUGGAUUUAGCGCCACCCUCAUCUAUCCAUCGAAACCGCCAGCCACGUGAGGCUGCAGCGGUGGCCGGUGGUGGUGGCGUGGCGGUGGUGGGAGGACCUUCACACAUAGCGCAAAGCACGCUGGGAUAUUUUUCCCCAAAACACACUGAGGCACCACCAUGAGGAAAUCCACCACCUCCUGUCUUUGUCACAUACUGGUCUGCCUUUGCUUCAUCCAGAGGUGCUAUGGCGCUAGCCAUCAUAUCCCAGCAGACAAAGUGACCAUCGCCAAGAACCAGACCAAACUGGCCAAUGGUGAGACAGAAGUGCACCACAGACCUAAACGUGGCUGGAUCUGGAACCAAUUCUUUGUUUUAGAAGAACACAUAGGACCGGACACUCAAUACGUGGGAAAGCUUCAUUCCAACUCAGACAAAGGGGAUGGCUCCGUAAGGUACAUUCUGAGCGGGGAAGGUGCUGGGAGUAUAUUCAUCAUCAACGAGGUGACAGGAGAUAUUCAUGCAACAGAAAGCCUGGACCGGGAGAGGAAAGCACACUACGUCCUCCACGCACAAGCCUUUGACCGCAACACUGAAAAGCCCCUGGAACCAAAGUCAGAAUUCAUCAUCAAAGUCCAGGACAUCAAUGAUAACGCCCCAACAUUUCCAGAUGGUCCUUUUGUAGCUGCUGUGCCUGAGAUGUCUGGAGUGGGUACUUCGGUAUAUCAAGUUACUGCAACGGACGCUGAUGACCCCACAUAUGGAAAUAGUGCCCGAGUGGUCUACAGUAUUCUCCAAGGACAACCAUAUUUCUCUGUUGAUCCCAAAACUGGAGUCAUCAGGACUGCCUUAGCCAACAUGGACCGGGAGGCGAGAGAACACUAUGCUGUAGUCAUUCAAGCCAAAGACAUGGCAGGAUCAGUUGGAGGACUUUCUGGAUCCACCACUAUCAACAUCACCCUCACCGACGUCAACGACAACCCUCCCAAGUUCCCGCAAAAAAAUUACCAACUGUACGUCCCUGAGUCGGCCCAGGUUGGCAAGCCAGUGGGGAAGAUAAAAGCCAAUGACGAGGACCUUGGAGUCAAUGCAGAGAUCAAGUACAGCAUCAUCAACUCAGAAGGAGCAGCCAUGUUCUCCAUCAACACUGACAGGGACACCAGGGAGGGAAUCAUCAGCCUCAAGAAGCCACUGAACUACGAGAGGAAGAAGACCUACACCCUUCAAAUUGAGGGAGUGAAUAGCCACUUGGAGCCUCUUUUUUCCUACCUUGGUCCUUUCAAAGAUACUGCCACCCUAAAGAUCACUGUGGGAGAUGUGGACGAACCGCCUGUAUUCUCUAUGGACUAUUACAUCAUGGAUGUUUAUGAAAACGCUCGGAUUGGUAGAGAGGUGGGGGCUGUAACUGCCAGGGAUCCAGACAGCAAAAACAGUCAUGUCAGGUAUUUCAUCGACCACAGUGAGCACAGCGAUAAGUAUUUCAACAUCGACAUGGACAGCGGCGUUAUAAAGACUACCCAGAGUCUGGACCGGGAGGACAUGCCAUGGCAUAACAUCACUGUGAUAGCUUCGGAGGUUGACAACCCUAGCCUCCUCAGCCAUGUCCCCGUCACUGUGCAGGUGUUGGAUGUGAACGACAACCCUCCUGAAAUUAACAAGGACAAGGAGGUCAUUGUGUGUGAGAGCUCAAGGCCAGGACAGGUGAUUCAGACUAUGACUGCAGUGGAUAAGGAUGACUUUGCAAACGGACAGAGAUUCUCCUUCUCGUUGCCGAGCGGAGUCCCUGUCAACCCCAACUUCACCCUCAAGGACAACGAAGACAACACAGCGAGCAUCAUCACACGGCGGAGGCAGUUCAGUCGGCUCGUCCAGGAGCUAUACGAGCUCCCCAUAGUGGUGUGGGACGGUGGGGAGCCAGCGCUGAGUGGCACUAGCACACUGACCCUGCGGGUGUGCCCGUGCCAGCGCAAUGGGAGGGUGCAGACGUGCCAGGAUGAGAGGGGACUCCUCUCCUCGGCCGGCCUCAGCACGGGGGCCCUGAUCGCCAUCCUGCUGUGCAUCGUCAUCCUGCUGGCGAUCGUGGUUCUGUUUAUCACCCUGCGGCGGAGCAAGAAGGAGCCCCUCGUCAUCUCCGAGGAGGACGUCCGCGAGAAUGUGGUAACAUACGACGAUGAGGGGGGCGGCGAGGAGGACACUGAGGCCUUCGACAUCAUCACCCUACGGAACCCCGCCGCCGCUGAGGAGCUCAAGUUCAGACGGGACAUCCGGCCGGAGGCGGCCCGACAACGCGGGCAAAACCGAGGCUGCCACAGUCCCCCGGAGCUGAACCAGGUGGAUGUGCAGGAGUUUAUUAAACAAAGACUGGUGGAGGCCGACAUGGACACUAGCGGGCCUCCAUAUGACUCCCUCCAGACCUACGCAUAUGAGGGUCAAAUGUCUCCGACAGGUUCCAUCAGCUCUCUGGACUCCCCGGGAACACACUCAGAACAGGAUUAUAACUACCUGGACGACUGGGGGCCUGAGUUUCAGAAACUGGCAGAACUCUACGUGGAGGAUACGGAUGUAGCAGAGUCAGAUGUGGCAGUUGCGGUGACAGUGGCGACCUAGCCUGUCAACAUCGGUCACACCGUCUGUAAAACCAAAACCUUUCUCUCUCUCAGUCCUCCUCCUCGACUUUGUUUUAAAACGAUAAAAUAGAAAUGCUUUUGAACUCGUUCCAGCUGAUCUACUUUUACUGUUGAAUUGCAGACUGCCCCUUGUUUCAGUUUUCCAUUUGGAACAUGGGUCUAAUAUGCGGAUGGAUUGAUUUUGGGGUGGAACAAUAUUAAGAAUAACGGAAAAAGGAAAAUAUUUUUCCUGUUGUAUAUUUUUUAUUGCUCAAUAAAGUCCUUAAUUCCAUAUGAGUGGAUAUAUGUGAAACGGAGUGUCAACUUUUAUUCUGAAGAUUAAAGGUUAUCUUAGAACAGACAUCAUUAUGCAAAGAUUUACGCAUUGAAAGCAGAAGAAAAGUUAAAUUGAACCAUCACUUUCACUUUCAGGUUUAUCUAUUCUAAACAAUCAUUACAGCUGGUCAUGUGUGACACCACACAAAAGCAAUUCAAUUGACACUAAGGCUUUCUUAAUCAAUUUUACAACAUAGAUAGCUACAAUUCUUCUUAAAAUGGAUGUUGAUUGCAAAACUGCCACUAACUGGGCUUUUAAUUUUAUACCAGUAUGUACAACUGUCUGCCUCGAUAAGAUAAAGGUACCUUGCAUUAGAGAGUCAUGACAUUCGUGUUAAGAAAAUAAAAUAAUAUUCUGAAAAAUGACAUCAGAGGGGAAUCAAGGAUAUUGCAUUAGUUUAUCAUGGUCUAUAAAACACGGUCCCUAUAGACCUUGAACAGUCGUCCCAAAUGGCACCCUAUUCCCUAGGCGUAGUACCCUACUUUUGGCCAGAGCCCUAUGGGGCCUGGUUAAAAAUAGUGCACUAUAUAGGGAAUAUAGUGCCAUUUGGGAUGCACUGGGCAGGCUUUUUACUGAGUGUGCUUAUUUCAUGAAAAUAACUCCAAAUAUAUGUUUUAUAAUUUAUUUCCCUGAGCCUCGUUUUUGCAUUUAAAUGCUCAGUCUGAUUGUUUGGGCGUGUUGAUACAAAUUGAAGUACAGUAUAUUUACAUACAAAGCCCAGAUUGGUAGAUAGGUAUUUUAGACUCUAGAGGAGGGUACAUUUGCAAAUAAAUGAUGACUGGUCAUUGGUCAGAAUAACGAGAUCAGAUUGUGAUGUCAUGAUCUGGGCCAAAAACUCCCAUCCCACCAGAAACAGGCUGCAAUUCCAGACUUUUUAUUCAAACAGCUCUUACACACAAAGGUCAUUAUCAUAAUUUUCACAAUUUCAGAGUGUUGUUUCAACCUCAUAGUGUGUAAACAUCAUUUAAAAGAAAAGGAAAAUCAAGUUUUUUGGCAGCACUGCCCCUUUCAACAUAAGCCUUGAACCUAGCCAGCGAUCAGUCUCCUAUGGUCUGUCUGUCAUAAGUUCCUCCUGGACCUGCAUGGCUGCUACUGAGACACUGGAUGAAGGGAUGAGAGACUGAUUAAUAUUUCAGUCCCUCUGCUUUCUCUCUCAUUCUUUCAUUUUAC